Culex quinquefasciatus (southern house mosquito) is the source of this 1363-nucleotide messenger RNA. Its product is annotated as carboxypeptidase B. The transcript is spliced from 5 exons. NCBI's taxonomy places the organism in Eukaryota, Metazoa, Arthropoda, Insecta, Diptera, Culicidae. Bases 106 to 1350 code for a protein of 414 amino acids. Gene Ontology annotation, molecular function: zinc ion binding; metallocarboxypeptidase activity. Gene Ontology annotation, biological process: proteolysis. The record is from RefSeq and is a predicted model, not a curated record.
CUUACAACGGCCCAUCGGCGAGAUUACAAAAGUCUAUAAAAAUUGGUCAAAUCGUACGAACAGAAGCCAUUGUGUUGCUCGUGAUUGAUUGAGCUGAACGUCGGGAUGAGGAGCUUUUUGGUGGCCUUUGCGGCGAUUGCCCUGGUGGCCCUCGCCAGCGCUGAACAGGUUUCUUAUAGAGACUAUAAAGUGUACAAAAUUGAUGUCGCAAGUCGUGACCAGCUUGAACUUCUUGGACAUUGGCGUGAAGUUGACGGGGUUGACUUCUGGGACAAUGCUGGACGAAGAAUUAUGAUCCAACCAGCACUUCAGGAGAAGUUUGAGGCUUUCCUGAACGUCAACAAAAUCGCCAACGAGCUGAUCAUUCCCGAUGUUGAAGCAACAAUUGAAGCCGAACGUCGGUACGACUUGCAGUACCGUCGUACCAAGGGAGCUACUUCCGGCCGAGCAACGGUUGACUUUGACCACUUUUGGUCUACGGAGGAAAUCUAUCAGUACCUGGAUGAGCUGGCCGCUGAGUUCCCCAACCUGGUGAAGGUUGAAACCGUUGGUCAAACGCACGAAGGUCGCGACAUCAAGUCCGUUACAAUCUCCACCACGAACGGACAGGUAAGCGGAACGAAGCCCGUGAUCUUCAUUGAUGCUGGAGUUCAUGCGCGUGAAUGGGCCGCCAUCAUGUCCACAGUCUACCUGAUCCACGAGCUGGUCGAACACAGCGACCUUUACGCCAACAUGCUCCAAAAGGACUGGGUCAUCGUUCCUGUUGGCAACCCUGACGGAUACGAGUUCUCCCGCACUAGCAACCGCAUGUGGCGCAAGAACCGCUUCCCAGUGACGAUUCUCUGCUCCGGUGCCGACCUGAACCGCAACUUCAACUACAUGUGGGCCGCGAGCAGCAAUGCUUGUUCCGACACCUACCCGGGAGCAUCGCCCGAGUCGGAACUGGAAACCCAAGCCAUCGUCGGCCUGAUGAAGCGUUACGCUGCCAACCUGGAACUGUACCUGGCGGUGCACACGUACGGCGAUAUGAUCCUGUACCCGUUCGGUUACGCGUGGCCCUUCAUCCCGGUCUCGAACGCGGCCGAACACAUUGCCAUGGGCGAACGGGCCCGUGCCGCCGUGUUGGCCGUUGGUGGUCCCGAUUACGUUGUCGGUAAUAGCGCAGAGAUUUUGUACACGGCGAACGGAGCUAGCGAUGAUUAUGCUCUCGGAGAGGGCGGAUUCAAGUACGGAUUUACGCUGGAGCUGACCGGUGGUGGUAGGCAAGGAUUUGAUCUGCCUGCAGAGGAAUUGUCGCGGGUUGCGAGUCAGACGUUUGAGAUCUUCCGGUCGAUGGCUGGAGAUGUUUGAGGAAAUACAGGAG